GUUUCUGAUACCCACGAAGAAAAGAUGAUGACCAAUUGUGUCUUGUCUCUAAAGAGUAAUAGCGGACAUGAUCAGUCAGCUAUACCGUGAGAGUCGGGUCUACUAUUAUCUCUUGUCUGUGCACAGGGUCGCUCUCUUUCGAAGGGCCAAAAGUCAGGCAAGCUACGGUACAGACCGAAUUUUUGCGUAGUAAUGCGGUCAUUGCAAAUUUCAAGUUUUUUAUAGGUUUUUUUUUUUUUUCCUCCCAAGAAUGUUAUCCGUCGGCUGAUGUGGACUCGCGGAAUUUGUAUGUGUUUUGGUUCAGGUUCUUGUUUUUUUACCGCGUGGUCGGUUACUGUUAACAAUUUUCGCCCUGUGCCUGCCUCGCUUGGCAAGCAAGUUUGACAAUGGUUCGCCAGGAGCCCUCCUUGCCCUACUCCCUGACAAGCCCAGGUACCCGGGCAGCUUCUGUUGUCAUCGAAGCUUUUUGUGGAGAUUUCGGACUGUUGGUGGGACCCGACAGCCUUAUGUGGGACAUCCCCGUGAAUUUUGAACUCCUUCCCACGUAUACCACCGGGUGGGUAAGGUACACAUCAACGCCCGACGCCAUGGCAGCGCCUGGUUUUCACUAUGUACGAAGUAAUCAACGUAGGAAACAUGGGUUUCUAAGAUUACACGCAUGAGAAAAAAAAGAGUCAUCGUUUCUGCUCAGCCUUUGGGCAUUUUGAUGUUAUCCAGUCCUUCUAGGACAAGUGGACUAUUUUCAGCUCACCGACAUUGACAGUCAC
Messenger RNA from Pyricularia oryzae 70-15, 767 nucleotides. RefSeq lists its product as uncharacterized. The record is from RefSeq and is a predicted model, not a curated record. NCBI's taxonomy places the organism in Eukaryota, Fungi, Ascomycota, Sordariomycetes, Magnaporthales, Pyriculariaceae. The transcript has 2 exons. Bases 387 to 662 code for a protein of 91 amino acids.